Clarias gariepinus (North African catfish) is the source of this 4459-nucleotide messenger RNA. RefSeq names its product potassium voltage-gated channel, shaker-related subfamily, member 4 (gene kcna4). Gene Ontology annotation, molecular function: potassium ion binding; protein binding; delayed rectifier potassium channel activity. Bases 92 to 2101 code for a protein of 669 amino acids. Gene Ontology annotation, biological process: protein homooligomerization; potassium ion transmembrane transport. The record is from RefSeq and is a predicted model, not a curated record. The transcript is spliced from 2 exons. Gene Ontology annotation, cellular component: membrane; voltage-gated potassium channel complex. NCBI's taxonomy places the organism in Eukaryota, Metazoa, Chordata, Actinopteri, Siluriformes, Clariidae.
CCAAGUGCAUUUAUGGACAUUGCAGCACUCAUUUUUGACGUCUUGACAAAUAACUGUAUUUAACUAUACGGUUAAAAAACUACGCACCAAAAUGGAGUUUGCAAUGGUCGGGGCAGAUAGCGGUGGGUGCAACCCUCACUUGCCGUACGGAUAUGCCCAGGCACGCGCCAGGGAGAGGGAGCGCGAGCGAGAGAGACAUUCACGCGCGGCGGCGGCGGCGGCAGCCGCCGCGUCCGAGGCCGGGGCUGCAGGAGACGGAGGUGGCGGUGGAAGUGGUACUGGAGGUGGCCCGAGCACCCACCCAUACGGGCAGCCAUAUCAGACUCGCACCUCCUCCUCUACUAAUGCCAACCACGGGAGCGCAGGGACUGCCUCGCGCCCCUCCUCCUCCUCCUCCACUCAGCAGCAGUUCGAGCCGCAGCAGCAACUUCUGAGAGAGCGCAAAAAGCAGAGAGGAGUCGCGCGCUGGAGGCGGCACCGCGCCACUCUCGGAGGCGACCUGCGCCACUCUGAGCUGGCGCUUCUAGGCUCCGAGGAGGACGUUAUGAUAGAAGAGGACGAGGAGGCCGAGGGCGACGAGGAAGACGACGACGGGGGAAGCAAGAGAUCGAGUUUUGUCUAUAACAUGGACGACGAGGAGACAGCGUCUCUCACGGACAGACGUCCACAGUCCGGGUACGAGAACGUUUACAGCGAGUACGGCUGCUGCGAAAGAGUGGUGAUCAACGUGUCCGGUCUGAAGUUUGAAACUCAGCUCAAGACUCUCGCCCAGUUUCCCGACACGCUCUUAGGGGACCCGGCUAAGCGGAUCAGGUACUUCGACCCGCUGCGCAACGAGUACUUUUUUGACAGGAAUCGACCGAGUUUUGACGCGAUUCUGUAUUUUUAUCAGUCAGGCGGACGACUAAAGAGACCCGUCAAUGUACCUUUCGACAUCUUUUCCGAGGAGGUCAAGUUUUACGAACUUGGCGACGAGGCCAUGAUGAAGUUCCGCGAGGACGAGGGCUUCGUCAAAGAGGAGGAAAAACCGCUGCCUGAGGAUGAAUUCAAGCGGCAGAUUUGGCUCCUGUUUGAGUAUCCCGAGAGCUCCAGCCCCGCCAGAGGCAUCGCCGUGGUGUCUGUUUUGGUUAUCGUCAUAUCAAUAGUUAUUUUCUGUUUGGAAACGUUACCAGAAUUCAGGGACGACAAAGAUUUCCUAAGCCCAGGUAAAAACGCGACGCAUACAGAGAACGGAUUUACUCCCUUCAACGAUCCAUUUUUCAUUGUGGAGACGGUAUGCAUUAUCUGGUUCUCUUUUGAGAUAAUUGUGCGCUUUUUCGCCAGUCCGAGCAAAGCCUCUUUCUUUAAAAACAUCAUGAACUCUAUAGACAUUGUCUCCAUUUUGCCUUAUUUCAUAACUCUGGGCACGGACCUCGCGCAACAGCAGGGCAACGGGCAGCAGGCCAUGAGCUUUGCCAUCUUGAGAAUAAUCAGACUGGUCAGGGUUUUCCGGAUCUUCAAGCUCUCCCGACACUCCAAAGGACUCCAGAUACUCGGGCACACUUUGCGCGCAAGCAUGCGCGAACUGGCGCUGCUCAUCUUCUUUCUCGUUAUUGGGGUGGUGCUGUUCUCCAGCGCCGUGUACUUUGCAGAGGCUGACGAGCCCAAGUCACAGUUCACGAGCAUCCCGGACGCCUUCUGGUGGGCCGUGGUUACCAUGACGACUGUAGGCUAUGGAGACAUGAAGCCCAUAACAGUCGGCGGGAAGAUAGUGGGCUCGCUGUGCGCAAUCGCUGGCGUCCUCACCAUCGCGCUUCCAGUGCCCGUCAUCGUGUCCAACUUUAAUUAUUUCUACCACCGGGAGACUGAUAACGAUGACCAGACGCCCGCGGUAGAGUACCCUCCCCCGGGAUGCCCGUACUUCCCGGACUUUUUGAAAAAGUUCAAAAGCUCUCCAUCCGGUUCGUCACUAGGCGACAAAGCCGCCGAGUACAUGGAGAUGGAGGAAGGCGUCACGGAGUCACUUUGCGGCAUAGACAAACAGAGUCCAAAUAGAGGGAACGGCACGGACCUUGGCAGAAGAAACAGUACACAUUCAAGAAGCAUACAGACAGAUGUAUGAUUAUAAAUAAUCACACUGGUGACUUUCUGUGGAGGGUUUUGUCAAGAUGAUUGCACAAUUCACUUAUCAGCACACAUGCACGCCCAGGUGCGCAAGUUGCGCGCUCGGACGCACACACCCACACAAACGCGCCUAUUAACAGACAUGCACAAAAGGAAAAAAAAAAGAAGAAAAAAAGCACGCACGCACACACGCACGCAGGCACACGUUUAAUUUGUCGUGGACCUAGGCAGCAAGCAUUCUUUGCGAUGUGGCUACUUUUCUAGAGAAACACACCCUGUAAUCAAAUAACAGGCGACGCAAAAAUCACCAGCUUUACGUAACAUGGAGAGGUGUGAGUUCUGGCCCAUCUACACUCUAGGCAGCAGAAUUUCCCGGUUUAAAAAGAACGGUAUACAAACCAAGUAUUUUUGCAUAGGCACUUUAUAAGUUACAUUUGUCUGAAGACGUAAAUGUUAGAACAAGAAGCAAGCUGUUAACGUAAGGUUGUUAUGCAAUAAAAGUUUAAACCAUUUGCACUAUCAUUAAAUAUGUUCUAUUCUCAAAACAGAUUCAACCUGACACAGGUCUUUGAGAGAGUGAGGUUGAGAAAGGGAGAGAGAGACAGAGAGAAAGAGAGAGAAUUCAAUAGCUAUUUAGAAACAAAUGCACAGUUAAACAUUGUCUAAUAUAUUUUCAGCUAUUUAGUUCUGACAGUAGCACAUGCCACAAUUAACUGCCCUCUGGUAAAAAAAAAAAAAAAUUAGCCACCACAUUAAUGUCAGAGGUGUUGCAUUAUUUUGAGAGCGUUAAACAAAUCAGCCAUUUUUUACAUUUUACCACAAUUCUGGGAUCAACACCUAAACGUAGAUGUCACCCCAUAAUUGGCUUAAACCAGGCCAAAAUACUGGUAUCUCAUCUCACAUCAUCAUGUCUCUGACGCCCUGGCUGAAAAGGGACAGUCCUGUCACUGGGGUCAUAGUGCUGCCACGGGAAUAAGUUUUUUGUUCCAGAAGGGAAUGCUUCAUGCAACUGUUUACUUUGCGUCCCUUUAACCAAAAUGACUCUGCAUCCCUUUACAAGGACGCCGACUGGAAAAGGAAAAACACCAACAGCUCUUAUGGCAACACGAACCGGCUGGCACUUUGCACUUGUGCUUUGGUGACCUUUAUGCAUUGAAAAAAAAAAAAUCACCUCUGGAUGGAAAAAAAAACGGUCUUCCUGGCGCACACAGGGACCACACGGUCUCACAGGAGUGCCUCACUGUGCAAGUGUAUCUUGUCCACUGGAAUGAAAGCCGCCGUUGAACCGAGCUCCCACUUGCAAAAGACAGAUGAUGACGGAGCUGUCACAGACAUCGGAGAAACAAAACAUUAAAAAAACAAAACAAAGCCUGACCCAGAGAGAGAGAGAGAGAGAGAGAGAGAGACCACUGCUGGACAGUAGAGGAUAGCGAGGACACUGCUUGCUCUUCUACCACCUAUAAGACAGGAAGUCUAUCUUCACCCCGGGCGUCAGUCACUGUUUAAAUCCUGUCCCUGAUGAAUGCCUUAAAGACACAACUCACUACAUCUCUGCGCAGAGGGAUACACAGUAGGAGUCUUCUAAAAAAAAACGAAAAACAAACAAAAAAAACAACACAGAAAAAUAGCUUAAUUUUUUUUUGGACAUGUUUUUUCACUUGUGAACAUGUGUCUUGUACAAAAACAGAUGUGGAUAUUUUAAUAUAAUAGAGAAAUAUUUGUUUGGUUGUAAAUGUGGACACUGGUUCCCAUUAGGUCGGAUCGGUAAGAAGAGAAUCGCGAAGCAAAGCGAAUCAGGCUCUGCUCUUUGUCUUAAGUGUGCAGUUUUUACCCUCCUUCUGUUUCAACCAAAGCUACACUCUAAUAUGGUCUGGUGUUAGCUUGGAGUUUGUCCCAAGGCCAUUCAUUAGCAGUGUAAUCAUGCAGCAAGAAAAACAACAAACAACAACAAACAACAACAACAACACCAACAACACACCAUCACUUCCCUUGUCAUUGAAUUCAGUAGUCGUGCCGCAGCAGGCAAAGCAAAGAUCUAGCAUCCCAACAGCUAUACAGUGCAUUCUUAGCAGAUGUGUAUUUCGUAUUUAACAAAGUGCUGUACGAUCCAAUUAUGAACAUGCAAGUGUUUAGAGUACAUCAAUAUGUAUAAAUAUUUCUAGCACACAAUUAAUGUAAAGCAAGCAAACAAACAAGGAGCUAGAAUGUCUCCUCAGGAAUGAAUGCAGUAUGUACAUACCGGUUACAACAUGAAGGCUUUUCCUGCCAGGUGUGAUGUUUGGCUUCAUCUGUAUGAGUUCAUUCUUGGAGUUAUGCCGAACGCUCAGAUGGCAGGCUCGGCCCGCUGGUAACGGCA